Molecule: messenger RNA, 516 nt
Organism: Nilaparvata lugens (brown planthopper)
Lineage: Eukaryota; Metazoa; Arthropoda; Insecta; Hemiptera; Delphacidae
Product: formin-like protein 14
Biological process (GO): regulation of establishment of bipolar cell polarity; signal transduction; establishment of mitotic spindle orientation
Cellular component (GO): spindle
Source: RefSeq, a predicted model, not a curated record
CUGCUGCAGCCGCCCGACCCGAAAGCGGUGAAAUCACGUGGCAGCUGGCCUGGGCCGGGCGUAGCGCGCCUGCUCGGCUCCUGUCCGGCCGAAAUGAGUCGCAGCGACCAGCACUUGAGUGGCACUCCACCUCCACCUCCACCGCAUCCUCCCCACCCCUCACCCUCCCCCCACCCCCACCCACCCUCGCCUCCUCCACCCCCUCUGCCGCCUCCCAGGCCAACCCCCACUAGGCCUCCGCCGCCCGCCAAUGAUCACAUAGAGACCAUAAGACUGCCCCCUUCUCGAAGUGAAGACACCCUGCAUAUGCACACACGGAUCACGCCAAGGACCAGAGCCACCGUCUCCGCUACCACAUCCCCUCUCCUGCCUUCCAGACCAACUGGGUAUGGAAGUGGCAAUAGCUUGCAGUCUUCAUCUGAAGAGUCGGCUCUAGCCAACCAGACAAGCAAAAGCGAAGGAGAAGCUGAGGAGGAAGGAGCCACCGUCCCCGCUCCCGCCCCAGGCAUACUGCAG